AUGGAAUCCCGAUUGUCCAUAAUUGACCUCCUAAUGGCAAUGUUUCCGUCUCCGGGCGAGCUGGAAAUCCCUGAGUUCACAACGCAGUGUGUCGAGAGACUCCGCGACUGGUGCGAGAAUCCAAACUCCAAACCUCCUAGAAUCCCUUCAAGUAUCUCUCUCACCGUCUGUCUACCAAUCGCAGACGGAGACAGCACAAUACAAGUGAACAUUUCCGUACCAUUACAAUGUGAUAACCCCGAGACACUUGACGAAUCACUGUCAUUGGGCUAUUCGCUUCGGCAACCAGAGUGGAUGUCUAGAGCCGAAGUUGCUGGGCUUACCGCCUCAAUACCUCAAGGCGAUGAUGCUCUGGAGGCAUUCGAAUAUAUCCAGGCAGAAGCCAGCCGCUUUUAUGAAAGCACGCAAUCUCAGACUGUAGCCCCAGAAGAUACAGACAGAGGGCCAACCGUCCGAGUCUGGUUUUAUUUCCCGUCUCUAUCAACCCGCAAAAAGAGGGAUGAUAUGGUCAAUCUCGCACCGGGAUAUGCUCUGACGGGGUUUGUGCUAGCAGGAAAGCCAGGUGUAUUGUGUCUUGAGGGUGCAUCGCCUGAUAUUGAUUCAUACAUGAGUUUCAUAAAGACACAUUCCUGGGGUGAUAUUCCCAGUCAUCAGAAAAAAGUCAGCGAGAGGUUUCGAGAGACAGAGGGCGUCGAGAGGGUGUUUCCGGGGAUGGAGGAAAUUACGGAUUCGCUGGGAGAGCGGGGUGGUCAGCGGGCUAAUCGAGGUGAUAUGCAAGCGCUAGAGGCGUGGUUAGGGAGUAGAGGACUACAAGAGGCAUUUGAAAAAGUUAUAUUCUAG
Messenger RNA from Penicillium vulpinum, 840 nucleotides. RefSeq names its product DUF1115 domain protein. The record is from RefSeq and is a predicted model, not a curated record. The transcript has a single exon. Bases 1 to 840 code for a protein of 279 amino acids. NCBI's taxonomy places the organism in Eukaryota, Fungi, Ascomycota, Eurotiomycetes, Eurotiales, Aspergillaceae.